CCACCAAGUAACCAUUUAGUAUCAAUCAAGAUGUCUUUGAAAAUCGUAUUUAUGUUCUUUUGCCUUUUUGUAUGCUGUUUCACCAAAAAUCUUCCAUCCUACAUUGAAAGGUGCAGUUUAUCGGACCCUAAAUUACGCGAUUGUUUAAUUCGUUCCAUCGAAAACGCAGUUCCUUCGAUAAUAAAUGGCGACAAAAACUAUAAAAUAUUAAGUAUGGUUCCCGUUAAUAUACCAUUCGUUGAAAUUCAAGUCGGCGAAGGUUCCAAAAUGAAGUUCAUCGAUACGAAUUUUACAUGUUUCAAAAAUAUGAAAAUACAAGAUGUCGAUUUUGAUAAGCAAACGGGAAAGUUCCUUUUGAAAUAUGUCGAACAAAAAUUGGAUGCUUCGAGUAAUUAUGAAAUGGACAUCAAAUUGUUCGGUACAAAUAUUAAAGGAAAUGGACCAUCGUUCAUUAAUUUUGGUAAUGCUUUUGUAACUUACACAACUUACUUGAAACCGUUUACUGAUAAAAACGGAUUGGAACAUUAUAAAGUUGAUAAUGGAAAAGUCACAUUUAACCCAAAAGAAGCAACUUUUGACUUUCAGAAUUUAUUCGAUGGAAAUGAAUCUUUAGGUGGAGCAAUGAAUCGUUUAUUUAACGAAAACUGGAAAGAUCUUUUUGGAAUUUUGCAACCAACCGUUGAGAAUGUUUUGGCUGGUAUUAUGGAUAAUGCUUUUACGAAUUACUUAAAAUGUGUAGUAGAUAUUAAAGAACCCAAAUUGCCACACACAUAA
This is a messenger RNA of Onthophagus taurus, 774 nucleotides long. RefSeq names its product protein takeout-like. The record is from RefSeq and is a predicted model, not a curated record. Lineage: Eukaryota; Metazoa; Arthropoda; Insecta; Coleoptera; Scarabaeidae. Gene Ontology annotation, biological process: multicellular organismal reproductive process.